AUAUUGUGAAUAGUGGUGCGUUCAGCACUGUUGUACUCAUUUACAGCGUCAAUAUUAAUUUGAAUUAGUAUAUUUAUAUUUAUUAGUUCAAAAAUUAUGUUAUUAAACAAUUUUGGUGAACCGGUGUCUUUGGAGGAAUUUGCAGAAAAACAUUUGGAUCGAAAGUCACCAUUAUUGCUGUCCAGCACUAAACUUUUAAACAAUUUUCCAGAGGAUUGGUGUGGCACUGUGUACACUACCCGCCGAAUUAUUAAUGAAUCUAAAGAACUUUUGUUGCUUAAAUCGACAUCACCAUAUCGUAUCGGAGAACUAGAAGAAAAUAAACCAACGGUGGUACACCUGCCGGAAGAUUCCCAUAUUACUGUAACUGCAUUUCCUUGGACCAAAGAAAAAGAGGAGCCGAAAUUAAUUUUUCUUAUUAAGGAUGAAUAUCUAACGCGGAUAUGUAUAGAUACAUUCACCAAAACUUUAAACAGCAUUAUAUCAAAUGAUAUUCUGCGAGGUUUUAUCAAGGAAGGAAUAGAUGUAGUUCACUUUAACGACAAGUUCGCUAUGGGCUCUAAUCCUAAAGAUCCGAAAAUCCAACACACUUGGUCCAGCCUACAUUUGUUGACUUAUCUCAUUCGUCCAAAAAAAAUAUGUGGAUUUUCAGAAACGACACUUCCCAAAUAUAUUACUCAGUGCUGUAGUAAACUUGAUAUUAAUAAAUGUGCAUAUUGAAUUUUGAGAAUAAAUUGUUAUAUUUUUUUGAAUAACUA
Molecule: messenger RNA, 758 nt
Organism: Bactrocera dorsalis (oriental fruit fly)
Lineage: Eukaryota; Metazoa; Arthropoda; Insecta; Diptera; Tephritidae
Exons: 4
Coding region: 97-720 (207 amino acids)
Source: RefSeq, a predicted model, not a curated record